Messenger RNA from Dentiscutata heterogama, 319 nucleotides. NCBI's taxonomy places the organism in Eukaryota, Fungi, Glomeromycota, Glomeromycetes, Diversisporales, Gigasporaceae. The record is from the annotation of a GenBank genome assembly.
GGCGUUUGGACAAGUUUUACUACUUAGCCAAAGAACAAAGAUAUCGUGCCCGUUCUGCAUUUAAGCUUAUUCAAUUAAAUAAAAAAUAUAAUUUUUUAGAAAAGUCACGAUGUUUGAUAUAUUUAUGUGCUGCACCUGGAGGCUGGUUACAAGUUGCGAAAAAAUAUAUGCCUAUAUCAAGUUUAAUUAUUGGUGUUGAUCUUGUACCUAUUAAACCAAUUUCAAAUAUUAUAACUUUACAAGAAGAUAUUACUACUGAUAAAUGUCGUUCCGCAAUUCGAAAUGAAUUAAAAACUUGGAAAGCUUUCUUACUCAAACC